AUGAAGAAAAUUAAGAAGAUGGAGAAUGAGACCAUUUCAAAGCAACUUACUCUUGAACAGUUACGGCGUGAAAAAAUUGACCUUGAAAAUACAUUGGAGCAAGAACAGGAGGCUCUGGUCAACAGACUGUGGAAGCGGAUGGACAAACUUGAGGCUGAGAAAAGGAUCCUUCAGGAGAAGUUGGACCAGCCUGUGUCAGCUCCUCCCUCCCCCAGGGAUGUUUCCAUGGAGAUUGACUCGCCAGAGAACAUGAUGCGGCAUAUCCGCUUCCUCAAGAAUGAGGUGGAGAGGCUGAAGAAAAGCCUUCGCACCACAGAGCUGCAGCACACUGAGAAGCGAGCACAGUACAUCGAAGAGGAGCGGCACAUGAGGGAAGAGAACAUCCGCCUGCAGAGGAAGCUGCAGAGAGAGAUGGAGCGGAGGGAGGCACUGUGCAGACAACUGUCUGAGAGCGAGUCCAGUCUGGAGAUGGACGACGAGAGGUACUUCAACGAGAUGUCUGCCCAGGGUCUGCGAGCACGUACUGUCUCUAGCCCUAUCCCAUAUACUCCCUCUCCCAGUUCCAGCAGGCCUAUAUCACCUGGCCUGUCGUACGGCAGCCACACAGUGGGCUUCACACCUCCAGCCACACUGUCCCGAGCCAUGCCACACUACAACACGCCUGCCCUGCACGUACACGGAAGCGCCUCUCAUGCAGUAGCGAGGCCCUCCCCGAGAAGAAGCACCAGCCCCGACAAGUUCAAGCGUCCGACCCCUCCGCCCUCCCCUAACACGCACUCGGGGGCCCUGUUGCCUCAGCCUCCUCUUCCUCCUCCUGCUCAGCCCAUGGUCCAGUCCAUGUCCUCCCCGGCUGCUAUGCACACCGCCGGAGCCAUGACAGCACAGCAGCCUCCCUCCCAGCCUUAA
Molecule: messenger RNA, 906 nt
Organism: Knipowitschia caucasica
Lineage: Eukaryota; Metazoa; Chordata; Actinopteri; Gobiiformes; Gobiidae
Source: the annotation of a GenBank genome assembly